AUGGGCGGACUCAGAACUUUGAGUGCUCUACCGCAACGAAAGGUGGCCUCUUUUCUCAAUAAACGUGCACUGGACAGUAAACGACUCUCUGCCUUUCUCUACAACAUCUCCCUGUAUUUGCAAAGCAACGAUCCCCAGGAUCCGGCGUCAGAAGACUUCACACCGAACACGCUGGAUUCAGAAGAGGUGGAGAACGGGUCUCCGCCCAGAGCUACACUGGAACUGAGGGACCUCUUUGUUUCUUUGAGGGCCAGUCAGGACCUGGAGAGUCUCAUUGAACUUCUGCAGAGUAUCCUGGACCUGGUGACCAACCGCCAUCUGCUCAGGUGGAUUUUUCAGAGGGACAACUGGGAGGUUCUGGCUGGAUUGAUUGAAACUCUUACCCAGACUUUAUUCAGUGGGACUUACGCACAAGCCAAAGCCAGUAUUCAGGAGUUGAUCUGCUCCUUAAUCGGACAGAGAGAUUGCAGCAUUAACGUAGGGUGGCUUGAAAACCUAGGCAAGCUCCUCAACUGGAAAAACUGGAAAUCAGUGGUGAACUUCCAGCCAUACAGCCCACCUCCCAGCAAUGAACAAUUCCGACCGUGGAAUGAGCCUCCAGCCUCCAGGAGCGACAGGAAUCCUGCAAACGUGGUGGAGAACGUUGGCACUGUGCAGAGUCUUCUGCAGAUUCUCUCCAAACCCAGUGGUAGGAGAGGCGGUUCAGAGGGUGCACCCCUGCUGAAUCGAUCCCGGAACACCUGGGGGGGGGACGCCUUGUGGGGUGGGCUGCAAGAGCUGAGGCAGAAUAUUUUGCGCAAGGUUGGGACCUCCAUCUACACGAAUUUCAAGAGGAAGGUAUCACGAAUGACGGCCUCCCUGGUAAAUGAGGUUUCAUCUGCUAUUGGAAUCCCGCAAUCAGGUCAAAAUGGGAAGUGUUCUGCAGGGAACUUACGGCAACUCCUCGUAUGGGGCAUCAAGAACAAUAUCUCCUGGGACAUGUCCAUCCUGGGAUUCAGCUCCCCAGGGAUUUUGAAGGCGACUCCCUUCCUCUCCUGUCAGCGAGGGAACAAGGGGCCGAGAAAGCCGCGCCAAGUGUCCAGGAGGUCGGAGCAGGUGGCCGCAGCCGGCGGGGGCACCCGCUGGAACACCGGCAGUCUGGAAACCGUUUGCAAUGACUCCAGCCCCAGGCUUCCAGGGGUCUCCAACUUCACCAUCUACCUCUACUGUAACCUCUUCAACCGGAGCGGCGGCUACAGCCGGCCGCCGCCCGACCUGCGCUCCGCCUGCUCGGAUGCCGCCUGGUACCUGUCGGUGGCGGAGGAGGAUCUGUACUGGGCGCAACUCUGCGGAUUGUUCUACCCGUCCGAGUUCGCUUCCAGCGUCUGCAACGAAGGGUCCCUUCGGGGCGUUCAGGAUGGCGGCCGAGCCUGGCUUCUGCCCCUCUGUGCGGGGUUGCAGGGGGGUUCCCGGGAUGCCAACAUCUCCGCCGGACCUUGCCACCGGGAGCCCGGCGGCCACCCUGAAUAUUUGCGGCAGUGCGUGUCCCCAGGGUCUCUGCAGAAACUGUGCUCCAACCACAGCUGGUGGCGCGGCGGGAGCGGUCCGCAGUUCAUGGUUGACCUUUGCAGCCAGUUAAGCGGGCCGGGGGUGGACGCGAGUUGGCAGGGGUUUAAUCCGGCUUCUCUCGGCCACUUCUGCUCGCGAGUGAAGCUCCGGGAAGAUCUGACCGUGAACGGGACUUGGAUCGACCAGGUAUGCUCGUGGCUGUCCGGCGUCUCCUCGGGAGCGCAUGGUGGAGGUGCGGCCUGCGAACGGGUGUUUGAGUAUUGGGGCGCCCUGGACAACGCUGAAGACUGCAUUUUCGGGUUCGUCAAGCUCCUCUGCUCCAACGACACUGCUGAGGACGUCUGGUUCAAACUAGUCUGUGCAGCUUUGUUCCCUGCCCUGGAGAAGUCAAUUGACCUAUCCCGCGCCUGCACCCGUCCAUUUGAGAUGUCUAAUGUCACGGGUUGGGAUUUGCGCCAGUGCAUCCUUGCUAAUGCCGCAGUACACGUCCACAAUCUCUGCACUAACGGCACGUCCCGAGAACUGGGUGGCAGGGCUCGCCCGGGGACCAUCAGUAGCUUCUGCCGGCAGCUUCACCACGCGAGGAGGGCGCUGGGCACCGAGUUGGCCGGAGAUGAGCCCCUGGCCUGCGAUUACAGUUCAUGGUCUCUCGACAUGUUCUCGGAUGGCGACCUCGUUGAGAGGUGCCGAGAUCGGGACAUCGACGGCUUCAAGAAGGCCGUUUGCCUAAACUCCACGGUAUAUCAGUGGAUCUCACAGGAACAACGCUGGGUUGUAGAUUACUGCUCGGGCCCCGCUGCCCCGGGAAGGGAUGAGUGUUUGUCCCGGCUUUGGCUCGAUCUGCUCCCUGCGCCUUUGAGCAUCAACACGACUCAACUGUGUGAAAACCCGGCGGCCUUCCUGAAAGAUCUGCUGAACGAGUUCAACAAUUGCGAUGACCAAACCUUCGACUGGAUUUCAGGCGCCAACUACAUUCUCCGAGUCUUCCACCAGCUCCUGGGGCCUCCCGCGCUCGAUCACACCGAAGAGGAGGUCCAAGAGGUAUUGAGCGAAGCCAUUCUCCUUUCCAGCUUGUUGGACAACUCUUCUUUCUGGGUUGCCUUGAACCCCAAUGCGUCAGUCAGCAUCUUGCAGACCGUGGACAAUUUUCUGAAGGAGGAGACGGACGCAGCUCUCAAGAAGGAUCUUCUCAAUUGUUUCAGUCCAGUGCUCUGGGAUCUGUUACAGAGUGAGAACGAGUCACCAGCUCUGCGAGUUCUUUUUCAGGAGUACCUGCACAUGCCCCAGGAGAGUUUCCAGAGGCUGCUUAUGUCGGCCGAAAGUGACGCCGUCAAGAAACUGCUCUCCUACAUGCACAGGACGUGGCAUCGGUUUCAGGUGGGCACCGAGUGGGUUUCCCGGCGUGAUGAACCGGCUCUGGAAACUCUCACCGCUUCCUUUCUGCGCAAGUUUCCGCGGGUGACGCCCGACCUCUUCGUGGAUCUGUCGCAGUUCAUCCCUUUCAUGACCGUCUCCGAUAUCCAGGGAUUCCCGGUCUCGCUGCUCCUGAACGACAGCGUGCUGGCCGCCAUCCAGGAGCACAGUGUUGCAAUGAAAGCUGGUCAGAAGGCAGCCUUUGCCAGGAGGGUGCUGAGCACCUUCGGACAGGUGGGCUCCUGGCCCCCGCACCUCCUGAGGUCAGUCCGGGCCCUCCUCCCCUACCUGCCCACCGGUCAAUUCCAGCAGCUGACGGCCAGACAGCUGUCUUCGGUGAGCGACCUGCUGGGGAACAGCAGCCUGGAUCUGCCCCGGGCCAGACACGUACUCCGCACUGUCGUCAACUCCAACUGGAGCCUGUCCAGUGGCCAGCUCCAGAGGCUCGGUCGAUUGGUUUGCUUCGCCAGUCAGUCAGAUCUCCAGGUUCUGCUUGCUGCCCGGCCGCAGGCAGACGUGGUCUCUGGCACUCUCUUGGAUUGCAUCGGUGAUGGCAGCAUUGAUCCCGGCAGUGGGACUGCACACCUUUUGGUGACCCACCUGCGAGGUCAGAACGUGAGUGCACUAACCCACCAGGACUGGGCAGCUCUCGGUGGGAUCCUACCUGUUCUUGGCGUGGCUUUUCUCCGAAACCUGUCCGCUCACCAAAGGUUAGCCGUCAUCUCUGGACUUGGCUCCGCGUCAGUCACUACUGCCCAGGUGUCCGCAGACGUCCUCUGCCACCUUGGACAACUGCUGCCUGGCUUGAGUCUGUCUGCCCUGCAGCGCCUUCCAGCCGGAGUUUUGGCCAGGGCCUGCGCCUGCUUCCACCCUUUCCUGGUUCAGCUCUCUUCCGCCCAGAAAGCUGUGAUCCUGGACGCUCUCCGGAUGGCGGAAGGUGACGACAGGAGGCAGCUCAGCCGGUUUGGCUGUCUGAUUCCAUUCGUUCCUUUGAAGGACCUGAUCUUUGACCCUGAGGACUUUCUGAGAAAGGACAGUCUCCUUAGGGAGUGGAGGUGGUCGCUGCAGCAGGCCCAGUUUAUUUUCAAGAAACUUCGGGAUGUGUCCAACAUAACAACCAGUUCCCUUCUGUCUUUGGGGAAUGUGGCCAGAGGAGCAGAUUGCGAAGCUCUCCGGCUACAAGCCGCAGAUUCCGAUUUCUUGGCCGCUGUUGUGCUUCUCAGUCAGCUGCACGGUGGAAUCAGGCAGUCUCUGCGCAAGUGCAUUAUCAGGGAACUCAGACAGUGGCCCGGAAGAUUCCAGAACAACGUCCUGCUGAUGGGCCCUGAGGUCCUGGCUGAAUUACCUCUGAAGAUCCUGAACAGUCUUCCCAAUGAUUCAGUGAGGACCACCCUACAUCAAUUGACAAGACACCCCUUGCAUCUGCUGGACCUGCCGCCCCACAAACGCAGUUACUUGGCAGAGAGAGCCCUCCACCUCCUGGGAGUUGGAGCUGAGGAUGAAAUUUCAGGAGCGGUUCUGGACAGUCUGGGACCUCUUGUCGCCUUCAUUGAAGAAGAGAAGGUCAAACACAUCAACCAGCCCGCCCUGCUACUUCGCCUAGAUGAGGUCAAACAUUACUGCAUCCCUGAGCAAAAUUGGAAGUCAUUUGGUUGGCUGUUGACCAAACAGGAUGUGCUGGGGGAUACUUCAGGCUGGAAUGUGCAGCAGAUAGAAUACAUAGGUAGACUUGUCUUCACCCUUCCACCUGAGGAUAUACACAGGCUGCCAAAGGUGGUGCUGACCCCCGAGACGGUGGAGAUGGUGCUGAACAGCGAGCGCCACUGGGGGCUGAGCCUGGUGGGCAGGCUGUGCCAGGGGCAGCAGAGUUUCUCGGACCGCACCACCCUCCGCAGCAAGAAGCAGAGCCUGGCGGUGAACGCCGUCAAGAGCAUCAUGAAGAGGCGGAGAGAGGGCAUCCCUGACUGCAUUGACGUCAAAGCAACAUUCCCUGCUGCUUGGAGCACUGGCCAGCUCGCCGGGAUGACGGAUCGUGAGUUUGCUGACUGUUUGGAAGUUCUCACCAGCGACCCGGACCUGUCUGCAGAGCAGCGGAAGAUACUGGUGACCAAGGCCAAGAAUUUGUACGGGCCAGUGAGAUCAAUGAAACGCUGGCAGGUUCUGCAGCUGGGUAGGGCUGCCUCCCAGCUCAGCGGCCGAGACCUACAGUCCCUGGACCUGCUGGACCUGGGUAUUCUCUCAUUCCUGGGAGAGAUCGAUGAAUGGAGUGCAAAACAGCGGAGGAUCGCGUUUGGCAGCUUCCGGUCGCGGGCUGGAUGGCAAGUUACGGACCUCAAUGCCACGACACUGGUAGCCUUGGGCCAUUUCAUCUGUGGAAUGUCAGUCUCCGAGCUGGAAAGGAUCCGGCCCGAGGAAUUCAGUAAAGCGGUGUUGUUCAUUGGCAACUUGAAGCUGAGAUGUUCUGAAAGCCAGUUCGAAGCUCUGGCCAGACUGACCACUCACUCUGAGGCCUUUGGGCCAGUUAACAAGUGGGGGCCUGAAAUCUUCACUGAAAUUGGCUCCAUCGCAGCGGGUUUGGCCGACGUGGCCCUGUCGUCACUGAUUGAGCAGCAGAUCGAGGGGCUCACACCCACCGCCAUCGCCCUCAUUCCGCCCAACAAGUUCGCGGUGGUGUUCAGCGCCGACCAGCUGUCCUGCUUCAGCAGUGUCCAGGCCUCCGCUGUGACCAGUGGACAGUAUCAGAGGCUGAGCACUGAGCAGCGCCGCGUGAUUAGCAGCGCACAGUACGAUGGCGAGCUCCACCAGGAACAGCGGGGUAAGAACACUUCACCCUUAUCAGCCACAUUCAGAUUCGCUGUCCUCUAUCUGUGUCUCACAGUGACCUGUGCCUGAGAGUGAUUGUCUGCUGGAAUGGGUUACGCUGGAUUUGGAUUCUGAGUUUUUAAAAAUUUGUACCAAAUAGUGAAUUAAAGAAAAUGGGCUGGGAUCCUUCUGGUUGGUGAUUCUACUUCAGAAUAAUCUGAUGCAGCAAAUUAAAAUUCCAGCAUUUAAAUUAAUAUCCUGUUUAUUCUCAGCGGAUGUCAUUGGAAUGUGUUGUUUGUUCCUCAGAAGAAUUCCUGCUUGUGUUUCUAAUAUCUGGGGCCUGAUAACUCUCUUGGUUGCCGCUUUUGCAGCUGAUGGACUUGUGUGUGGGUGGGUGUGUGUGUGUGUGCGUGCGUGCGUGCAUGUGUGUGUGGGUGCAUGUGUGUGUGGUUGUGAGAGCGAGAACGAAAGUGAGAAUAUAUAUUGUGCUGCAAGUAUGUGAAAAGUUGUGCUCAUUUUUGGGAAUAUUUUAAUUGUUUUUCAAUAAAC
This is a messenger RNA of Mobula hypostoma (lesser devil ray), 6312 nucleotides long. RefSeq names its product stereocilin. Gene Ontology annotation, biological process: cell-matrix adhesion. Gene Ontology annotation, cellular component: cell surface; stereocilium tip; kinocilium. The record is from RefSeq and is a predicted model, not a curated record. NCBI's taxonomy places the organism in Eukaryota, Metazoa, Chordata, Chondrichthyes, Myliobatiformes, Myliobatidae. The transcript has 26 exons. Bases 1 to 5853 code for a protein of 1950 amino acids.